Schistocerca cancellata (South American locust) is the source of this 802-nucleotide messenger RNA. RefSeq names its product ejaculatory bulb-specific protein 3-like. NCBI's taxonomy places the organism in Eukaryota, Metazoa, Arthropoda, Insecta, Orthoptera, Acrididae. The transcript is spliced from 3 exons. The coding region runs from base 1 to 666 and encodes 221 amino acids. The record is from RefSeq and is a predicted model, not a curated record.
AUGUUACUCAUCCACGGAUUCUGUGGCAGGGUUUCCGGACAACUCAUUGCGAGCCCGGCGGCGGAGCGGCAGUCUUCGCAAAUCGGCCUCUGCACGCCCCACGCCUCCCGCCUCCCGCCUCCCGCCGCUAGUAGAGGUUGCCGGCCCCUGGCGCGCUCUCGUUUCUCGGAACGGCGACCGCCGCCGGCGGCGGUGGGGGUCAAGGCGGCGGCUAUAAGAGCGUUGCCCGCCGAGUCGCCUGCAGACCGGCGAGACAGCCCGCAGACGCUCGACAACAUGGCCCGCUCACUGGUAGUCCUCUUCUGCGCCCUCGCGGCGCUGGCCGCGUCGGAGAACCCGCUGCUCUCCCAGCUGGAGAACAUCGACGUCGACGCCGUGCUCGCCGAUCCGGAGAGGGUCGACGCGGCCGUCAAGUGCUUCCUCAGCGACACCGACGACAGCUGCAACACCCGCGCCAAGGUCAUCAAGAGCCUGAUUGCUGAGAUGCUGAAGACGAACUGCGCCGAGUGCUCGGACAAUCAGAAGGCGGCCGUGGCCAAGUUCAUGGCGCACAUCGCCAAGAACAAGCCGGAGGAGAUGAAGCAGCUGCUGGCCAAGUACGACCCCAAGGGCGAGGCGCUCGCCAAGUACGGUGACAGCUGGAGGGAGAAGGGCAUCAUCGCCUGAGCGCGAGGGCGCAAAGGCAAGGGCGGGGGCGCCCACUCCUAGCGACAGGCGGGCACACGUCGAAGACUGUUUGAAAUCCCUGUACUUGUGGAAGACUGCUCUGAAAGGGAAAUAAAACCGUUUGUUUCGAACUUUA